CUCUUUUUGUCUGUAAAUAAAAUUCGUUUGUUUCAAUGACAAUAUCUUUCAUUUUGGCGAGAGAAUUAUUUUUUAAAAGUUUCAAUUAAAAAAUGUUUGAAAUUUUUUUUUUAUUUCUAAAAUUAGACUCUUAAAUCGAUAAUCCAGAAUUGAAUUAGAUUAUCAUUAUUGACAUUUUUCCUUAUAUAAAAUAAAAUAUUAAUAUAUAUAUAAUUAUAAUAGAUAUAUAAUUAAUUUUUAAUUAGAUUUUAAAUCAUGUCGGUAUCAAAACAAAAAUCACAAUAGAAUAAAAAAUAUUUGCUGUUGAAAAAUUUGCUAGUUUGGUUUAGUUUAGAGUUUGUUUUGUUCUUCCUGUUUUCAUUGUCAAACAAAAUUUAAUUAGCAAUAAUAAUUAAUUAGACAGGACCUACUUUAGAAGAUAAAUGCAUAAUAAUAAAAUAAACAAGAAGAAAACUACAUUGAUUUGAUUGCACAUUUUGAAAAUUUACACGAUAAAACAAAUAAGAUGAGUACUGGUUCGGCAAAGUUUGUAGACAAAAUCGACCCUUACAACAAGGUGGCACACAGGCGGGCCCGGAGGAAUGGAGGAUCUUCACAUUUCGGUCACAAGGACAAUGUAGAAUUGCAGGCAUUGCCACUUCUUAAAGAUCUUCCAGCGAAUGAGCAGUCAUCUACAUUCAUCAAAAAGAUACAACAGUGUGCAGUAACAUUCGAUUUUUACGACCCACUGGCUGACAUCAAGAGCAAGGAGGUCAAGAGGGCCUGCCUAAAUGAACUUAUUGAGUACAUCAACAGCAACAGAGGGGUCCUAACUGACGUCGUUUAUCCGGAAAUUGUCAAAAUGGUGGCAGUAAAUAUAUUCAGACCACUGCCUCCUAAAGAGAACCCUUACUUCGACCCCGAGGAAGAUGAUCCCAAUCUUGAACUUACCUGGCCACAUUUACAAUUCGUUUACGAGAUUUUCUUGAGGUUUUUGGAGUCAUCUGACUUUCAACCCAGCACGGCAAAGAAAUUCAUUGACCAGAAAUUUGUUUUACAGCUGUUAGAGCUAUUUGACACAGAGGAUCCAAGAGAGAGAGAUUGCUUGAAGACAGUUCUACACAGAAUCUAUGGAAAGUUUCUUGGCUUGAGAGCGUUCAUAAGGAAGCACAUUAAUAAUAUAUUUUUAAGGUUCACAUAUGAGCAGGAGAGUUUCAACGGAGUCGGGGAGCUAUUAGAAAUUCUUGGAAGCAUAAUAAAUGGGUUUGCGCUGCCAUUAAAAUCGGAGCAUAAGCAUUUCUUGUUGAAAGUCUUAAUGCCAUUACACAAAGCCAGAACCCUUAAUAUAUACCACGUCCAAUUAACCUACUGUGUGGUUCAGUUCAUUGAAAAGGAUUCAACAUUAACGGGACCUGUUAUUCAUGAGUUACUAAAAUACUGGCCAAAGACAUCAAGUCAAAAAGAAGUGAUGUUCUUGGGGGAGAUGGAGGAGAUAUUAGAUGUUAUCGACCCGAGUGAGUUCAAGAAGGUUGUCACUCCUCUUUUCAAACAACUCUCCAAAUGCAUGUCCAGUUCUCACUUCCAGAUUGCAGAGCGUUCCUUAUAUUAUUGGAACAAUGAGUACAUCCUCGGUCUGAUCGAAGAGAACAUAGCGGAAAUAAUGCCCCUGACCUUCAAUGCGCUAUAUAAAUUAGAACACUGGAACCAGAUGAUAAUGACUUUGGUUUACAAUAUUUUGAAAUCUAUGGUCGACAUGAAUAGGCAGCUCUUUGAUCAACUUACUAGUUCCUAUCUUCAGAGAGUUAAUUUAAAUAAGCAGAAACAUGAGGCGAGAGAGGAGUUGUGGAAAACUUUGGACGAGUUAGUUACGAAUCUGACGAUCUCCAAUGCCAGCAGCAGCAGCAGAAACCCACCACCACCAUCAUCAUCAUCACAACAUCACCUAAGGAAGAGGAAAAUCUUUUCAAAUGAGAGAUUGAAGGCGGACAAAGAGAGCAACUCGACCAAUAGCAAUACCAUAAUCAUCAUCAUCAUCCCCACAACCAUCAUCAUCAUCAUCGUCGUCGUCGUUAUCAUCAUCAUCAGUUUAGCCCCAACCUAG
Helobdella robusta is the source of this 2080-nucleotide messenger RNA. RefSeq lists its product as hypothetical. Gene Ontology annotation, cellular component: protein phosphatase type 2A complex; nucleus; cytosol. The transcript is spliced from 13 exons. Gene Ontology annotation, molecular function: protein phosphatase activator activity. The record is from RefSeq and is a predicted model, not a curated record. Bases 506 to 2080 code for a protein of 524 amino acids. Lineage: Eukaryota; Metazoa; Annelida; Clitellata; Rhynchobdellida; Glossiphoniidae. Gene Ontology annotation, biological process: signal transduction; protein dephosphorylation.